Molecule: messenger RNA, 1949 nt
Organism: Eucalyptus grandis
Lineage: Eukaryota; Viridiplantae; Streptophyta; Magnoliopsida; Myrtales; Myrtaceae
Product: splicing factor ESS-2 homolog
Cellular component (GO): catalytic step 2 spliceosome
Source: RefSeq, a predicted model, not a curated record
AACGCGUAAACCGCACGAGAAAACGCCACUCCUCGCGUCGGCGGCCACCGCCCAUCAUCAUCUUCUUCUUCUUCUUCUCCAAUUGGGGCCAGAAUCGGAACCCUAAUCGCACCUCCCUCCCCCAAAUUCCCUCAAAGCUCCGAUCUUUCUCUCUCCAGCAACGAUGCUCCUCUCUCCCGGCCUCCCCCGCCACCUCUCCUCGCCGUCCCCCUCGCCGGCCCCCGCCGAACCCCUAAAUCAGCAACCCCCGCCGCCGCCGCGGCCCUCCGCCUCCGCCGCGGCCCCGAACCCCCGGAAGCGGGCCGCGGUCCUCGACGAGGACGCCUACGUGUCGGCCAUCGAGGGGAUCAUCGAGCGCGACUUCUUCCCCGACAUAUCCAAGCUCCGCGACCGCCUCGACUGGCUCGAGGCCGUCCGGACCGGCGACCCCAUCCAGAUCCGCGAUGCCCAGUUGAAGAUCAUGGAGCGCCGCGGCAGGAGGGCGGCCGGCGGCUCGAGCGUCCGGGGCCGGACGCAGACGCAGACCCCCGGCUCGACCUUCGCGCGCAGUUUCACUCCUCUCGACGAGUUCGACGGUAAGACCCCGAGGACUCCGGGCGCUCUGGGUGGGGACGGGGUAGGUGGUUUAGAAGCCGGGGAGGGUGAUUCCGGCGUCGACGUCUCGCUGUCGUUGGACGAGUUCUUUAGGCGGUACACGAGCGAGGACAACGAGAGCUUUUCGAAGAUUCUGGAGAAGGUCAAUAAGAAGAGGAAGGAGAAGUACGGGUACUUGCUGGAAGGCCAGAAUGAGGGUGUGCAGGCAAUUGAGGAUGCCGAGAGGGACAGAAUUACCGAUGGGUAUGGGACGUCGGAUCAGCCGGCGAGUACUUUAGAAGGGUGGAAAUACACGGCGAAGAAUCUUUUGAUGUACCAUCCUGCUGAUCGGGGGGAGGCUCCGUUGACGGCGGAGGAAAUGGCUGUUAGGCUCAACGGUCUGACUAAGGAAGUGAGUUAUGCUAAUACUAGGUUUCAUGGUAAAAUAAUGGAUUCGAGGCCGAAAGAUGAUGGUACAGUUGAGGUCUUGUAUGCGCCGAUUGCGGGUGCUUCUCCGAUGCUAAAGUCAGCUAGGGAUGGGGACAAUGUUAAGAAGUACGACCUGGAUGACUUGAGGAAGACCCCCAAUCCGUUUUAUGUGGAGUCAGGUAAAAAGGCUGAUAAUGGAUAUAGUUUUGUUAGAACUCCUUCGCCUAUGCCAGGUGCUGAUGAGUCGCCGUUCAUCACUUGGGGUGAAAUUGAGGGAACUCCGUUGAGGUUGGAGCCCGAGGACACACCUAUUGAUAUCGGCGGUAGUGGAGACGGGCCUCACUUCAGGAUCCCAUCGGCACCAGCACGAGAUGUAAAGGCUCAUUUGCUUUCUAGAGAGGCUGCUCGAAAGUUGAGGGACAGGUCUAAAAUGUUCCAGAAGCCACCACUGCCAUCACCUGUCAGAGGGGGAAGUGCCAGUCCAAGUAUGCGGACUCUUUCUCCCGCUGCCCAGAAGUUCGUGAGAAAUGCAAUUUCUAGGUCGUCAUCUUCAGUUGAUGAAUCACUUCGAGCUAGUUAUCGAGGUGCAAGCCCCGCUCGGACUCCCAAAAGUGUCAGGAGCAUGUCCAGGUUUGGUAGAGAUGGGAGUCUGGAGUCCAGAUCUCCUUCUGUAAAAGAGAAUUUGAACCCUCCUAGGUAAUAGGUUGUGUGCUAAAAAUAAGCAAACUGUGAUAGUCUCUGGAAGUCUGGCUUUAUGUUAUUACUGGAGCAUAUAUGUUCUUUUACUUUCUAAAAGAUGUGGCUGUUUCUUGUUUAGUAUCUCUAUUUUCGUAAUUAUCACAUUGUUAAAGAUAUUUGGUCAAAGGCUACAGUUUCAAUGUAAAUUCUAAGGAUACUUAAGGACCCAGGGAAGCUUCCUUAUUUAGCAGUACAGUAUACUGUUGUUU